Messenger RNA from Cylicocyclus nassatus, 462 nucleotides. The record is from the annotation of a GenBank genome assembly. Lineage: Eukaryota; Metazoa; Nematoda; Chromadorea; Rhabditida; Strongylidae.
AUGAUCAGAAAACAUUGGCAAGUCGGACAAUGCUUCUUGGUUCUAACUCCCGCAUUUUUUCUCCUCCACCAAAGUAUCUCAAAGGCAAAAGCUAAAGAAGUAAUUACUGACAAUAUUAGACUUGAUGAAAAACAUGUAUGCCAUUAUAUAAGAGCGAACAUGCUUCGACAUAUGACACUGGUAUUUCUUCUUCUUGGUCAAGCGUCUUCGGUGGAUUAUAAAGGAGAGAAUAUCACUGCUGUGGAGUCCGUACGCAAACUUACCCCUGCUGAUAUGGAAGCCAAGCUGUUACCGCUCGGACCAUUUCUUACAGCUGCUGGCUUUUUUGGCCUCUUAGGUCUUGAAAAUAUGACGAAGGGUCAUAAUUUAUUUUGAAACCACACAAGCUUCUGCAAUCUUUCCUGACUUGUGGAUCUUUCAGUGCACUGUCGACUGAAAUGCUGAAAUAAAUUUUCUAACUUU